This is a messenger RNA of Antrostomus carolinensis (chuck-will's-widow), 610 nucleotides long. RefSeq names its product doublecortin domain-containing protein 2. The record is from RefSeq and is a predicted model, not a curated record. The annotation marks the transcript as partial. Gene Ontology annotation, biological process: intracellular signal transduction; cilium assembly; neuron migration. Gene Ontology annotation, cellular component: microtubule; axoneme; kinocilium. Lineage: Eukaryota; Metazoa; Chordata; Aves; Caprimulgiformes; Caprimulgidae. The transcript is spliced from 5 exons.
GUCAAGCCGGUUACUCACAGUAGAAUCACUGCGUCAGCGCGGUUUCGAAAGCCGCUCCAGGAGCCCUACACUAUUUUCCUGAUUGCUAACGGGGACCUGAUUAGCCCUGUAGUGCGCCUCCUCAUUCCCAGGAAAACACUGAGUCACUGGGAUCAUGUUCUGGAAAUGGCUACAGGAAAAGUUACCCUCAGAAGUGGAGCUGUUCACAGGCUUUACACUUUAGAUGGAAAACUUGUUCAGAAUGGGUCAGACUUGGAGAACGGUCAAAUUUAUGUUGCAGUGGGCAGAGAAAAGUUUAAGAAGUUGCCGUAUGGUAAUCUGCUGUUUACCAAAUCUACAGUGAGAAGGCCACAGGGUUCCAAAGCCUCUGGGCGACCUCCAGUUCCGGGAUCUCGAAAGUCUAAAGACAGUGGAAAUGAUCGUCAAUCUAAAUCUACUGUUGGAUCCAGUGACCUGGGAGAAAACAGUUCAUCUCCCCAGCCUCCUGAAAGGAAAGAGAAAAAAACACAGAAUCCAGAGGAUCCUGUGUCCAGAGACUUUUCUGACAGCUCUACAGAAGUAAAACAGACAGGAAGAGUAACAGCUUCCACAGGACUCCUUCAGGAUAAUG